AUGAGAAGGUCCCAUUUAUUUGCACCAAUUUCAAUCUGCAUUCUGCUAUCAAUGUUGCCGGUUCUCGAUUGUUGGUGGUGAGUUUUUGAAAAGAGUAGGGCUGAUUCACGAACGAAAACUGUUUUAAAAAAAUUUUUAUUGAAAGAGCAGUUAACUCAGAAUUUUUUUUGUACGGCGACAGUCUGUUUGGUGUGCGUGUUCUGAACUAUCCUCGUACAGGAACGCGUCCAAGCGGAGUAUUGGCACAUGUUCAGUACAGUCUUCGUACACAAAUCGUUCAGUACCCGCACAACGCUGCUAGGCUCUCAGAAAUGGGGUAUCGAAAAAAGACAGGGCAGGUACAGCAGGACGACGUGAGAGCGAUGAAAGAGAGACAGUACGCGUACAAACUUAAGAAUUUAUUCAUUAAAAAAUCCAGUGACAAAGUAUAGACAUUACUCGUACAAUUAUUAGACGGUGGUGAGAUGUAGUGGAGUUGUGAUUUUGGCACUUGUCCAAAGCGAAUUUCGAAACUUUUCGAAAAUAAUUGAACCAUCUUCGUUCCAUUUUCAUCAGUUUCGCACUGUUUAUCCAUUGCUGAAGUGAAGAUGAAUUGAUGAAGUAGAUAGAAUCAUAGGUAUCUGCAAUUUAAUGACGGUAAUAACUCGAAAUGUAUCCAAAACUAAAAACUCACUUUUGAAACCAGAAAAUAUUUGAAGUUGGAGCGGCAGAGCAAUUUAAUCGAUUUCGACGUGGCCCGGCUUCCAUGUUGAUGCAGUCGAGUGCUCCGGCUUAAAAUUAGUUAUAUGAAAAUCGAGAAAAAAAACAAUUUCAAAGCGUGGAAUUUCACAAUAAUCACAAUGAAAACGAGAAUCAAUUCAGAAUUUAGUUUCACAAUUCUAAGUUGAUUAUUUUCUUCUAUUUUGAUACAACAAAAUAACAAAACUAAUAAUUCAAACUUGAAAAAGGAAAGAAAAACGAUGAAAUCCCAAAAAAACGAGAAUGAAAAAAUUAAUGUCUCCAUCAUUGGGAUAACCGAUCGUGACAAGACCAAUAUAAAUUUCAUCGCGGCUAGUAGACAGAAUACGAACAAAACGCAAUUCACGCAGCGAGGUAUGCUGUACAGUACUGGUACAAACAUGAUUGUUAAUGUACGUGUCCUGUCUUUCUUUUCCACUUGGUCUUUUUUCAUUGACUCGGAGAAAAAAUGAAUUCCAAGGCAUAAAUCUUUCAGUGCCCGCACAGCGAUCAGACAGAACUCGAACAAUGUGCUUAAAAAGUUCUGUCCCCCUACAAAAAAAUUUCUGAGAACGACAAGGCAAAAAAAUGUGGAGAAAACAUUGUAGGUCAAAAUUUAUUUUUCAAGUUUUUCAGCCAAAAAUGAUGAAAAAUCGAGCUUUUUUGAAGCUUCUGGAGUAAUUUCUGAUAAAAAUUGACCUUGAAAUGUACUUUCCAGAAGUAUUUGCUGAUUUUUCGUAAGAUAAAAAAUUAAAUUUUGAUAAAUUUCGAAAAACUUCUAAAAAUGAGGUAGUUUAUUUUCAUCAGAAAUCACCCCAGAAGCUUCAAAAAUCUCGAUUUGUCAUCAUUUUUGGCUGAAAAAUUCGAAAAACAAUUUUGACCUUCAAUGUUUUUUUCUACAUUUUUUCAUUUUUCGUGAAUUCUUUUUUCAAUGUUAAAAAAAAACAUUUUUUUUCGUUCGACUAAUUCAAAAGAUGUUUAUCCUAACAAAACCUCAAAGUCUCUUAUAUUUUCUUGAUUUUCCCAUUCCCACCACCCGAAUUUUCCUUGAUUUUAAUUUAUUUUUCCCGCCCGCCUAGCCCUCACGAACCACAACAAAAACCUAUAAAAAUGUGCCGACAAAAGCCUCAGCAAAAAAAAAACUAAUAAAAACAAUUCGAGAAGGGGGGUAAACAAGGAUUACAAUUAUGGGUAUCAUAAAACUAUGCGCCAUAUGUUGGCAUUUUAUGGCCUGUAAAUUGGUGGUUACCCUGGGAAAACUUCCGUUUUUCUUUCAGGAUGUUGUCGAAUGAUGAUGCGUCAAUGUCUUGCGCGACAGUACCCGGUCUCAGCGCGCAGCAACGAAGAAUGUGUCGCGAGCAUCCGCAAGUUAUCAAAUAUUUGGUUGGUGGACUUCGCACAGCGCUUUAUGAGUGUCAGAAUGCUUUCAAAACUGAGGCAUGGAAUUGUACGUUAGAUGCGCCUGGUGUUGGAACUGCACCAUUGAAGAGUGAGUUAUUUUUGCCACGUUUCACACAAAAAUAUUCAAUUUUCCAGUCGCUUCAAAAGAAUCCGCCUACGUCUACGCCAUUUCCGCAGCCGGUGUCAGUCACGCACUUUCAAAAGCCUGCUCGAAAGGUUUGAUCAAUGAAUGCGGAUGUGGCGAUCAUCCAACAUCAACAUCAACAUUGCUUCCACAUUCCUAUGAAACCAAGGAUUUUAUUUGGUCCGGUUGUUCGGAUAAUGUUAAAUUUGGGAAUCAAUUUGGGCGGCGAUUUGUUGAUCAAUAUGAUAAGCAACAUUCCGAGCAGCCAAGGUAAGAUUUUGGUGAAUUCCACGUGACAAAAGCCCCGCAAUCUUAUUAUUUUUCAGAUCCAAAAUGAAUCUUCACAACAAUCGCGUCGGCCGUCGAAUCCUAACCUCAGCAAUGCGAAAAGAAUGCAAAUGUCACGGAGUAAGCGGAAGUUGUGUGACAAAAACAUGCUGGAAAGUUGUGCCGAAAUUUGAUGAGUUCGCCGCCAAACUGCUGCAAAAAUAUCAAGCCGCUCAACACGUUGAAAUCUCGGAAAAAGAUCAGAAAAUGUUUGUUCGACGAAGUGCUCCGAAAAAUGAGCAACAAAUGAGAAGUGAGCGAUAUUUGAAGCCCGUCGAACACAUCUCGAAAGAUGCCAUGAAAAAUGAGUUGAUCUAUCUGGAAACAUCGCCGAAUUAUUGUGCGAUUGAUGUGAAAGAUCGUGAAUGCGGCGAGAAUUGUCGACAAAUUUGUUGCGGUCGCGGAUGGCGAACAACUCGCGAAAUUGUCGAUGAACCUUGUCAUUGUCAAUUUGUUUGGUGUUGCGAAGUGAAAUGUAAAACUUGUAAGAAACUUCAGGAGAAAAAUUAUUGUUUGUAA
Messenger RNA from Caenorhabditis angaria, 3088 nucleotides. Lineage: Eukaryota; Metazoa; Nematoda; Chromadorea; Rhabditida; Rhabditidae. The record is from the annotation of a GenBank genome assembly.